UUUCAUUGCUGAGGAGUUUACGGACGCGUCAGGGGCUCUCUCUCCCCCCAGUUAUCCCCCAGUUUACCUUCGGACGAGCCUGUAAUGGACUACUCCAGUUCUCCCAGCGACCUGGAAGGAUUUUGAGAUACGUUUGCAUUUUUUUUAGCUCCUUCCCCGCAGCUUUUCCACAUUCAAGUCAGCAGGAUGGCUGAAAAGGAGCCCGAAUCGCCUGGAAAACUAAAGACAUUAUUAUAGCCAGAAUUGGCUUUUCUCGGAAUAGGGGGCCUAUCCGAACGGACUAUUUCUUUUCAUAACUUUCCCCAUUGUGGAUAAUGGAUGGCAGAGAUUUUGGACCUCCCCGAUCCGUCCACGUACCACCUCCGUUGUUGGCGGGGCUCGCAAUGGAGUCUCACCGACUCGGAGCAGCAGCAGCAGCCGGGAGGAUCCCUCCCUCGACCGGUCACUUGGGCGCGAGUCAUCCGCCGCCUCUCCACUCCGGAAAAUUCUUGCCAUCGGCCAUUAACCUACAUCCACACCACAGCGAUGCCUUCCCGGCGGGCUCCAGUCCUUUCCUGUCAGGUUAUCCCGGCCCCUCCCCCUUGACCUCCGACCCCGCGUUCAGAUCGGCCAAUCCCAGCGGUCUGCAGAUGGCUCAGCUCUGGGCAUCGCACGCUCACGAAGGCUACCCUCCUCUGUCAAGCAGCCUGUACUCCAGCCCCUACCUGUCCCUGGGGCACCUGGAUCCUCCCACGCUCUCCCAGCACCCUCUCUACGACUCCCAUAAAGAGGGAUUUUACCUGCCAGCCUCCUUGAGCCAGCUGCCCCUACACCAUCCGUCUGCUCCUCCUCCUCCGACCGCCCCGUCCAGCUCCACACCCCCUCAGAGGACGUCCCGGGACGGAGGUAGGGACCGGCCUUACCGAGGGGAGAGGGAGAGGUCGAGAGAGGAGCAGAGGCCUCACAGCGUGGUGGACCUGACGCAGGAUGGGAGGAGCGAGGAGGACCGCAGGGCGAGGAGCGGCGACCGGGAGCGAGAGAAAGAAAGGGAGCGGGACACGGAGAGGGACAGAGACAGCUGGCCCUUCCAUCCUCACGCCCAUCAGCAGAAGUCCCACUCCCAGCCGUCCACAGUCGAGCCCAGAUCCAGGCCGUCGCCUCCGCAGCACUCCUUCCCUUCAGGCGGAGGCGGGAGGUUUCAUGGAGCAGAAACGGACAGAGGGGGUCGAGAUGAAGACGGCGGUUCUCGACCCCACCACAACCAUAACUCUAAUAACUCAAACUCUCACUCAGAGAGACAAAGGAGGAAUGACUCUGUGGCCACGUCAGCCGGCACCCUCCACAUCUCCUACAACCUUCCUCCUGCGCUUCAGCCCUCCGCCGCCGGCCCGCCGCACCCCUCCACACCCAGAGAGUCUGUGAGGGAGCAGCGGGUCACCGCACCGACAUAUGUGCCUUCUGUGGAGGUUUACGACGAGCGGGUCGGGCCCAUCCAGAUCGCCUCGCAGGCCCGUGACAAACAUGGCGAGAAACACAGAGAAAGAGAACGGGAGAGAGACAGAGAGCGAGAACGAGAGCAAGACAGAGAACGGGAACGCAACAGAGAACGGGAGCGCGACAGAGACAGAGAGCGUGAACGGGAGAGAAACCGGGAGAGGGAGAGCUACAGGUUUCCUGAGAGGAGCCACUUGGAGCAUCCUCGUCUCUCCCAGUCUGGCGAUUCAGGCAAUCAAAGAGAGGAAGGUUCUGUCAUUUGUUCCAAUGGUUCCAUUGGUAAACGAGGCCAGGACGCCUCUUACUCCUCCAGUCAAUCAAGGUUCAGCCCAGAAACCAGGGACAUCUCUAAACACUCAAUCCGAUUGGGGAUAGAGCGGGCGGGGGCGGAGCCUAAGUGGAAUACCAUCAGCCCGUUAGCUAACUACGCCACGAGUCACAUGGCUGCCCUGGCAGCUCAACACGGACACACACUCUCCUCCCCCCACAGCCAGCCGACACACACACAAAUGUCCCAUUCCCCUCACACAGCCCACCGGCCCAGCAACAACCCACACUCCACCCACAGCCAUUCCCCCCAAACACACCCCUCGCAACACGGGCACGGGCGCGCAGGGGACGAGGGGAGUCAGAGACGCUACCUGGACCCAUCGGCGCUCUACCGACCUGGAGGGUCGUUGGGAGGAGAGCGAGGUGGGCCAGCAGGGUCGGAUCCCAACGAGGUUUCCGCCAUGCAGAGUCUGAUCAAAUACAGCGGAAACUUUGCCACUGAAGGUCCUGGGUCCGCCAGGCACGCCGCAGAUGGCCGAGGUCCCUUCGGGGGACUGGCUAGCGUUGGGAUGGACAACGAGAGGGAGAGGGAGAAAGAACGAGAGCGGGAACGAGAGAGGGAAAAAGAUCGAGAGCGGGAAAGGGAUAGAGAGAGGGAGAGAGACAGGGAGAGGGUCUCAGUGGGAUCGGGUGGAUCAGGGGCGUUGAGGGUGCCUCCCCAGCUGAAGAGGGAGCAGGAGCGGCCGGACAGCGCGCGCUCCUUCGGCCGGGAGGGGGAGGGGGAGGUGCGCCACCCUCCGGUUGGUAUUGCUGUCGCCGUGGCCCGGCAGAGAGACAGUGGGAGCUCCAGCAAACAGACCAGCGGACCCUCAGAAACACAGAGGACUCUGCUGCAAACUGCUAUUAAAGACGAGGAGCGAGGGGAGGACCGUGGUCGUCACCAUGAUGACCGUAUGCUGGCAGGCCGGCUGGAGCGUGAGCAGGAAAAAGUGCUCAGAGAGUCGAAGGAGCUGGCUGAGUUUACGCAGAUGCACCCUACCCCGCUGUCUAGCUGCCUGACCCCCAGCCUCAUGACCCCUAACCUUAUGGUGACGGGAGGAGCUGCCCUGGCAGGGGCAGGACGAUGGCCUCCCGACCCCUCAACUCUGACCUCUCACCCCUGGAUGCCCCGACCCGGAGCCCCACCAGUCUGGCUCUCCAGCUCCCCAUACAGCCUGGGUCCUUCCUCACUCCACCAGACCCUCCCCCCAGGCUACCCACCGUCCCUGCAAGGCUCCAUACCUCCUCCCUACCAGUUUGCCAGGGACCCACAGUCUGGACAGCUAAUAGUCAUCCCCACUGAACACCUGCCACACUACGGAGGUGAUGUACUGGAGCGUGGAGCCCCGGUGUGGUCGGGGGUAUACGGUACAGGCAGCUCGCUGCAGCAUGCAGCCCAGCUCCAGCUGCUCUCCCAGCAGCAGAUGCUCCGACAACAGGAGCUGCUCAUGAUCCAGCAGCACACAGCGCAGGUCCUGGAGCUGCAGAGGAACGCACAGCUAGUCGAGCGUUUAAAGGCCAGUGAGCACCGGCCGGAGAUGGAAGACAAAGCAGAAAAGCGGAAUGCCGACCCCAAACCCCGCCCCUCUUCGAUAUCUUCCCCGUCUCCCUCGCCCAUCCUGCACCCCCGCAAACCUCCCCCUCCCUCUCGCUCGCCAACCCCGUCUACCUCCUCCCUGACGCCGCUGCCGCCGCUCCCCUCACCAGUGACCACCCUCAAGUCAGAGGAAGGCGGGCAGAGAGUGAUGUCUCACCCACCGACGCCCCUGCCUCACCCGCCUUCCCCACGCUCAGCGUCUCCGCCCCCAUCCUCGCCACGGCGGCCUAAAGUUGAGGCGGCCGAGGAGGGGGAGGUGGGGCGGAGGGAGCAGAGAGAGGCACAGAAGCCGACCUCUGCAGCCUUUCCAGGCAUCUACUCUGAUCUUCCUCCUGGUUACCCUUACCAGUCCAUCACUGCCCCUUUUGGCUCACCUUUCCCCCCUUAUCACAUCCCAGCACCCGCAGGGGCAAACACAGAAGUUGUCCCACCCCACCGCUCCCGCUCUCCUGCCUCUGCUGCCCCUUUGCCCUCAGCCCACCUUCAUCCGAGGCUGCUGGACGGAGACAUCAAGCCGCGGAAACUAGAGUCGUCAAAGACGGGAUCUUUCCUCAAGCAGGAACCAGGUGUGGAGCAGCCUCCCCUCGACAUGACGUCAGAACCUCUGGGUCCUCUCCGCCGGACCUGCAGCCCUGCACUUCCCUGCCAGGACAGAGUGGAAGACGGGGACGCCCUGAAGCCCCAGCCUCAACCGCUACCUCUGCUCGUCCCCAGCCCUCCACUGCUACAAGAUGAAAGACUGGCAGAAGUAAGGGAGAAAGAGAAGGAAGGGGGGCAAAUCAAGAUGGAGGUGUCAUCUUACUCCUGUCAGGCAGCAUAUGCUCUGCCUCCUCCACUCACUCCACUCACAGAGGCUGAGCCUAAACCGGAGGUCAUCAAGGAUCCCGAACACUUUCCAUCGUGCAUCACUGCAGAUUCAGGCAGCCAGGAAUCGUCUCAGACCUGUGCGUCGCUAGAACAAAUCACCAGCGCAGUGUGUGAACAAGAACAGCCAGAUACUCCAAUCAACUCACACAUUCCCACUCAGAAAGAAAGUGUCACCGAAACACCCGUUUAUCCUCCCCCGUCCUCCCACUCGCCGCUCCCGCUGGUCAUCGGCCCCGAGGAUCCCAUGGCGGGGAUGUUCGCUCUGCUGGCAGCCAGCGAGAUGGCCCAGGCCCGCCCCAGCACCCCACCGGCCCCGACGCUCGAACUGCAGAUAGAAAACCCUCCCAUGGGUGCAGAUUGCAGCGGCGCCGGUGCUCUGGAGAUGGUGGCGCUGGAGGGGAUGGCCCUGCUCAGCCAAAUGGCCCAGCGAGAGAUGGAGCACAUGAGCCUGGAGCAAGAUCUGACAUUAGAGGGUCUCGACUGUCUACUAGAAGCAAGCAGACAGAUUUUGUUGGAGGCCAUCGAGAAACAGUCGCACAUUGAUCUGCCCAGAACGCUGGACCCCAACAAGAAGUACAGCUGGAGGCAGAGGAAGGAAGAGCCGCUGUACAGUAAAAUGUCUGUGGACGUGUUGGAUGCAGUGGAAGUGGAAUACCGUGUCCGCCUGGCCGAGCUGCAGAAGACGUAUAAGGAGAAGCAGCGAGAUCUGAGCAGGCUGCAGAGACGCAGAGACAAGCGUGAGCGGCAGCAGCAGGAGGAUGAGAGGCGGAGUCUGACCAGACGUGGCAGAGGACGACCCAGGAAGAGGAAACUCUUGGCUACACCUCCCAAACUGGACAGCAGGCCUGGAAAGGUGGGUAGGACAGUGCAAUACUCCGAGGACUCUGAAGCUGGGGACGGACAGAGGAAGAGGUUUCGUGUGUCCAGAGAAGAAGAGGAGACGGAGGCAGGAAGUGGCGGAGUGAAGAUGAAAAAGAAGAAAAAGAAGAAGAAGAGCUGGAAUGACCAGGAGCCAUCCACCAGUCAUGCUCUGGAGGUGUUGAAGACGAAGCGCGGCCACGUGUGCGAGCAGGAGCAGCUGGCGUCAGACCUCGACAGAGCGCUUUCGCUCUCUCAGCUCAGCUCGCUCGGCUCCCUCGGAGCAUCUCGCAAACUUAACUCCAACCCCAAAUUAGACAAGUCGAAGGGCAAGUCUGCGGAGAGUCGGAUGAAGGAGCGCGGCGUCCAUCCAUCUGCCAAGGCAGGGAAACACAAGAUGGCCACCAAGGCUUCUGCUUCGGAGACCGUCCGGAAGGUGAAAGGUCAGAAGAAGACUGCUUUGUUCUCUCCAAUGAGAUCAGAGCUCAGCAGCUGCUCCAACAACUCGGACUCAGAGGAGCACAAUUCUGCUCGAGGGGGCUGGCCCCCUCUCUCGGGGACACGUUCCCACGGCAACCUGACCAGGAAGAGGCGGUCCGCAUUGUCGCCGACAUCCCUGCUGACCAGCCAGAAGUCUCAGAAGAAGAAACACAAGCACUUAUCCCUGCUGCUGGAGGAAGCGGGCCUCAGCUCCUCUGACGACUCCUUCGACCAAGAAACCUCAGAGGACGACUACGAGGACGAGUCCGAUUCGGACGACGAUGGCCGCUGCGAGGAGAGCGGGCUGGGUCUGCUGGCCAGGUUUGCGGCGAGCGCGAUCCCUGUCAGCUCCACGCCACUGAGCCUUCUGCAUGACGGCAAACACCGCAGCAGGCAAAGCACUCUGGGGUCGUCAGAGUGCGAGUGGUCAGACUCGGGCUCAGACCUGCGGCUGAGGAAGUUCCCCUCUCUGCUGCACGGCAAACGCUCCGCCCCAGAGCUCCCCCUGCUGCCUCCAGCAACCCGCCGCAUCGACCAGACCAGCCCCUGCAAGCGAGAUGACGCGCUGCCAGUCAAACGCAAGCCCCUGCCCAAACCGCGGCCCACGCCCCGGUCGCCACGGCAAUUCAGCUUCGACCUCCCCUCCAGCUCCGGGUUCGGAGGCUUCAGCGAGGACGAGGGCUGGACCCGACGCCGCAGCGAGAGGAUCUUCCUCCACGAUGCCACCACCUCAGCCAAUCAGAUGCCCGUGCCAGCCACCGUUUCAACCAGUCAGAGCUCCUCCUCCUCUUCCUCCUCCUCCAGCUCGGCCCCACCUCUCACCCCGAAGCCCGCCUCCAGACCCAAACCCUCCCCGCCCAGCAGAGAGGGGAAAGAUGUGGUGAAAAAAAAGAAGUCGAAAGACUCUCCUCUGCCUGUGAGCCCGUCCACUCUGUGCAGUCCAAUCACAGACGUCCCCGCGCCUCUGAGCCUCAGUCCGGCACGCAAGAGCCAACCAAAAGCCAAGCCCAAGGCCAGAGAGCCUUCCAGGGGAGCAGUGAGCCGGCUGAUGGAGAGCAUGGCAGCAGACGAAGACUUUGAGCCCAACCAGGACAGCAGCUUCAGUGAAGAUGAACUCGUCCCACCGCGCAGCAACAGUGUGUCGGAGAGGUCCUCCACACCCGCUCCAGUGCAGUGUGUGUUGGAUAAGGAUUCUCUGGUGGACGGACUCAGAGUUUUGAUCCCGAUGGACGACCAGCUACUGUACGCAGGACACGUGAACACUGUACACUCCCCUGACAUAUACAGCGUGGUGGUGGAGGGGGAGAGAGGCAACCGACCACACAUCUACUGCUUGGAACAACUGCUGCAGGAGGCUAUCAUCGAUGUGAAGCCUCCGUCUGUGCGCUACCUCCCAGAGGGCACCCGCAUCGCUGCCUACUGGAGCCAGCAGUACCGCUGCCUGUACCCCGGCACUGUUGUCAACGGAAGCUCAGAUAUUGACGAGAACGAUGAUCUGAUCACUGUGGAGUUUGACGAUGGCGACACAGGACGCAUCCCCCUCUCACACAUCAGGCUGCUGCCGCCUGACUACAAGAUCCACUGCGCCGAGCCGUCCCCUGCGCUGCUCGUGGCCAGCUGCUCCAGGAGGCGAGUCCGCAAAUGCAGCAAAGAGGGCAAAGAAGCAGGAACAAAACCAGAGGAGACCGUUCCUAAGAUCAAAGGAAAACCUGGUCGCAAACCCAAACCCAAACCAGAGACCUCGAUGAACCCAGACGGGCGGGAGAAAGCUGAUCCUCCAUCAGCCUCCACCCAGCCCACAGAGAGAUCCCAGCCUUCAGCCAAGCCCUCCCAGGACAGGACCUCCUCUGUCCAGAAGGCAGCUCAGGAGAAGCCCCGGCCUGCAUCCCGCCCAACAAUGGGAACUCAGCUAAAACCAGGCCGCAAGAGCUCCACCACGUCUCCCGCAAGUAGCCCCACCCUUCCCAUCCCAGUGCCCAGGAAGGCCAGCUCAGCCCAGCCUUCUGCACCUAAACCACCCCGUGCUCUGCCUCCCUCCCUCUACCCCUCCACCUAUGGGAAAGUCCUGACUGUGGAUCUGUACAGCGAGCCAAACCUCAGCUCGUACAACAACCAGCGCAGAGAACGAGAGAAUAGCAGCAACGUCAGUCCCACCACCAACAGGCCGAUGUCCAGACCCAGUAUGGCGACAUCAUCUGCUGUGCCCAAGCCAAGUGGUCCUUCCGCGCCCCGGCCCACUUCUGCCUCCUCACCCAAAACCAAACCGUCCUCGGACCAUCACGGCAGCUCCAGACCCAGCCACAGCUCUGGACUCAUACCUGGCGCCAUCUCCAGGCUGUCAACAAGCAAACCCAGCUCGUCGCUAACUCCCAGACCCUCAUCGUCUUCGUUGUCGUCAUCAUCUGCCCCCAGACCCAAAGUGAAGAUGCCGUCCGAUCAGCUGUCCUCCAGCUCCAGAACCGGCCCCAUCUCCAGGCCCAAGACCAGCUCCGGGCAAAGUGACGUGGGCUCGGUGGUGAGACGCAAGCCCCUGUCUGCAGAGCCCCUCGUGAAGCUCGACCAUGAAGGCGUCACCUCCCCCAAGACCAAGAAGACCAAGGCUCUGAUGUUGCUGGAGGGUCGAGGCGUCCGUGGAGAUCACACCCCCAUCCCUCCGGCCGCAGCCACUCAGAAACUGCUGAAGGCUAAACCCAGAGCUCCAGAUAGAGAGUCAGGCCUGCCAGAGAAAGACACCUACAAAGCACCGAUGCUGGCUAAAGAGAAAGCAGAAAGUCGUGGUAGAGGACAGGAGAUGGACACAAGAGAGGAGAAAGGUAAAAAGGAGGAGAGGAAGGAGGUGGAGAAAAGAGAGGAGAGGAAGAUGAAGGAGGAAUCUCAGAGUAGCAGCAGCUCAGAGUCGGAGGAAGAAGGGCAGAAAGGGAAGAUGAAGAAAAAGAAGAAAUGCACAUCAAGUUGCUCGUCCUCCUCUUCAUCCUGCUCUGGUUCCUCCUCAUCAUCUUCAUCAUCUUCCUCUUCAUCGUCCUCUUCAUCUACUGAUGACUCCUCCUGCAGCUCUGAUGAAGAGAGGACCCCUACGCCUCCACCUGGACCCGUCACCCCACCUCCAGUACCAGACAAACCGAAAGAAGAAACAAAAGAAGAAGAAGAGGAGGAGGAGGAAGAAGAGGUGAAGAAGGAGGUGGAGGUAAAAGUUGAGGAUGAAGAGCUGUCUCCUCCUUCACGAUCGCCCUCCCCUUCAACCUCUCCGACUCCUUCCACUCCAGCUCCGGCUAAACCUGCUAAACCAGCCACGGGGAAGGGCUCCGGGCAAAGAGGUCGUCCUCCCAAACCAAAGCCCAGCGGAGGAGAGGGGAAGGUGGGGAGACCAAAGCGUAGAGAGGGGGUCCACCUCCCCACAACCAAGGAGCUGGCUAAACGUCAGAGGCUUCCCAGCGUGGAGAACAGGCCCAAAAUUUCUGCUUUCCUUCCAGCCAGACAGCUCUGGAAGUGGUUUGGAAAACCCACUCAGAGACGCGGUAUGAAGGGCAAGGCUAAGAAGCUCUUCUAUAAGGCGAUUGUGCGUGGACGAGAGAUGAUCCGCAUCGGUGACUGCGCCGUGUUCCUGUCCGCCGGUCGGCCAAACUUGCCCUUCAUCGGCCGCAUCCAGAGCAUGUGGGAGUCGUGGGGCAGCAACAUGGUGGUCCGGGUCAACUGGUUCUACCAUCCAGAGGAGACGAACCCCGGCAAGAAACUCACUGACAAGAAGAACUGGGAUCAGAUGUGCGGUCAGUCUUUACCGGCAGCUCUGCACUCUUCUAUCCAGAGGAAAGACUUCAUGGAGCGCGCUCUCUACCAGUCGUCUCACAGCGACGAGAACGACGUGCAGACGGUCAGCCACAAGUGCCUGGUGGUCAGCGUGGAGGAGUACGAGCAGAUGACCCACACGCGCCGCUACGCCGACAGCGAGGACCUCUACUACUUGGCCGGCACCUACGAACCCACCACCGGCAUGAUCUUCAACACCGACGGAGUCCCAGUCAUCUGCUAAACAAACACAGAAACUCACUAAAAGAGUCGCUGAAACCAAAUCCUGACCCGACUCCUCACGAGGGAGUGGAACCCGACCCGUGGUCUUUUCCAAGUCUAAUCACUGAUCUUCAUUCAUGAUGGAUCUUUCGAUGAACUCAACUGCUCCGACACCAUGAUACACUUCAGACUGUCCUGAACAGCUUCUACUACAGAGACAGGAGACACUAUAGACAGUAUUACAAGGAACAAGUCUCCGGAAACGUUUGCACACACAGACUCCAUCAACAUAUACUGUUCUGCUUGUUGUGUUUAUGGGAAAGCUUGAGAACACACAAGCACUUCAGUCUCCUUUUACAUGUAAAUAUACUCUGCAUCAGCACACAUUUACACUCACACACGCACAGACACGUGUAAAUACUCACCUCCAUGUAAUACACACGGUUAUAUAGAGGAAAAUAUGAGUGUUUUAUUUUCAUGUAAUAGAUUUAUGUCAGAGUACUUUUUUCUAAAGAGGUAAACAGUCGAGAAGCUUUAAUGAACUGUGAAUGAUGAUACAGGAGAGAGGCCCGUGUCCGUCCGUCCGUCCGUCUGUCCGUCCUCCCCCCUGCCCCGCGCCCCGGCAGGACGCACGGACAGACAACAGAUGGCGGAGAUGUGACGUUGUGAUUAUGAUGUUGCUGUGGUGAUGUUACAGUCAUGUUACAGUCAUAUAAAUGUAUCUACAGAACAGCAGGAGCGACAGACAGAGAAAGAGACGCACAGAAAGAGAGAGGUAGAGUCCUUCCAUUGCUGUCCAACAGAGAGCACUUAAAUAGAAAACACUUUUAAUUUAACCCCUGCUAUUCCCCUCGACAAUCCUAACUCGGGCAGACGAACUGUCCGUGCGCUACUUAAACUUCUGACUCCCUCAGAGACUCAGGCUUAAAGAGAGAGGAAGGAAUCUUGUACUAUUAAAAGCACUUCCCAUUUUCUUCUUUGAGUUCCUUAUCUUGGAGGAAAAAUCCACCCUGAAAACACGUAAACACUAUGAAACCAGCUGCUGUUGAUGUAUCUUGUACUUUGUCGUUUGCCCCAUUUUUGCACAACAGUUUGUGGAGAAAUAGAUCCUAGAGACACCAGUUUAUCUACUUGACAGCAGCCUCAAUAGCUUCUUUGCAUAUGACGUCAUUGAUCGGCACGAUUUCCAGAUGGAGGGCAGGUUACUGGAGGCAGAUCUGAAGCAACCACUGCCUGUGAUUUUCGUUGUCCCAAUCAAGGAAACUGGCAAAAAAACAAGAGAUAUAUUUGAGUCCCAGAAAUAGAAGUACAUAAAGGUGGAGGCUAUCCUCCCUCAAAAACAAUCGCAUGUGUUGUAUGUACAGCAGCUUAAAUGCCUAAUUAUAUACAUUUGUAGAUAGCAGCGCCCUCUGGUGGUCGUAGACGCUAAAGAGGAACUGACGUUGCGGAGUGUAAAAGCAAAGGAAGACAAGGUCCACAUAGGGUAGGUGGGUCAAACAAACACAGGACUUCUGUGAAAGAAAAAUUAAAUGUUAUGUAGGUUAAGUAAGUUACGUAACUAAACUUGCUGUGCGUAGCUAAAUCAUGUCUAUAUCGCGAUUUUCGUCACCAACGUAACUUUCUCACCUCCAGUAGUAACAUUUACAUUAAUGAUACCUUUUCAGCUAUCUUUUCCUAACCAUGUACUUUUUGUCUUUUAACCUUAUGCAAGUGGUUUUGUUACCUACACACCAAACUGCAACUGUUUCACAGCGUUAAUUACGAGUUUAAAACGGCGACCAUUACUUUUAGUUCAAAAAAAUGCGAUAAUCUCCUGCCACCAGUAGGGACACUAAGUUUAUGAAUUUAUCACUUUCUGCCCUCCAUCUGUAUUUCUCUUGUUAUCAUAGUCACAUGAUUGCAGAUAAGCUAUAGAGGUGCAGCACAGGUACAAGAUCUGGUGUCUGGGAGAAGCUGAAAGGCAUACUGGGAAAUGAUGGACAAAACUUGGUAACCAAGAAAAGUAAACUACAACACUUGAUCACAAAGCGACUCUGAAUGCACAAGCUGAUGUACAGAUUGUGUAGGAGUCCCAGAGGGUGGAUUUGUCCUUUAAUUUAAGGUGUUUUCAGGGUUGUUAACAUUGCAGUCAGUCCAAGAUGCAUCAAGGUCAUGGAGCUGAUAGUCAGUAUGAAGCUGCCAGCACUGAUUACAUCAUGAGCAUAAUUCAAUUUUACCAGUUAUCUCCCACAGUUUGGCUUCAUUCAUUCGUUUUGGCUGCGGUGUUUUCAACCUCUAAAUGUCCUGUGUUUUUAGAUUUUAUUUUUCUUUUGCUUCUGCUUUUUUAUGGACGUCUAUCUUACCCCCUUUUGUCUACAUUUCGCCCUCCAAGCAAUCAUUUUUGACAUGAGUGCACUUUGAAUGAGCUCCGCUACAGAGGAGACUGUGACUGGGAGUCUUGUAUGUUUUCCUAGAGUAUUUACCUACCCCCCCUCCCAUCUGUCCUCUGUGUCCCUGUGAUUGAUCCCCCUUCACCCUAAGACACACAAACGAACACACGUCCCUUUUCUUUUUUUCAUCUCUCUUAGCUGCUUACGAUUUUUUUCCACGUGCCUAGUUUAACCGUUUUUAGGGUGAGACUGUUGAAUGUCGUGCUCAGGGUUGUGAGCGUUUGGGCGGCCUUACUCUCCCAGGCCUUAUGAUGAUGAUGAUGAUUCGCCAAAUCUCGUUUGGGUCCCGCCCUCUUCUCCCACCAUCAUCAAAGUAAUCAGAUUGGUGUUUUCCUCAAAAAUGCCUUUCCUCUUUGCGAUUUAAACAACCCUCUGUUCCUGAGCUCUUAACCCACUUCGUUACACUAUUGUGUAUAGAGUUUGUAUCAGAUCUAUAUCAGUAUCUAUAUACAGUAUAUAACAUACUGUAUAAGUCGUAUAUAUCUGUGAUUAUCAUGUUGAUUUUCUUGUACGUUUCUUACCACGUUGCCCUCGCUCUGCUUCGCUGCAGAGAUUGAAGAUUGUCUUGUUGAUAUUCAAUAGGUUUAAUAUUUUCUACUCUUUUGAGAUCUUUUGGUUAUGUCUGAUUUUAUUAUAGGCUAUGUCGUGUUUUUUUGCUCACUCUAAGACGUCUCGAGGACAGCCCAAGAUGUUAAUGUUGUUAAUGUGACGUAUUCCCGAUAAAUAAAACGACAAAAGACGUCUGCCAGUGUAGUAGCAUUUCAGUACAGGAGAGGAAGUAGAGGAAAAGUUUGACAAAGCGCUGCUAGUAUUGAAAGUGGUUUAACAAGGUACAGAGUGAUAAUAUGUGCUGUUUUCUGAGAUUGAUGCCCCAAAAAUCUCAUCUGCUAAAUCCCCACCUGCUCCUUUAGACUAACAUUUCUGCAGACAAAAGUUUUGUGACACGGCCCAAAAAAAAAAGGAUCUCCGGCUGGGAUCUGAGCCGUGGGAGCAUGAUGGGUACACAGGUCGUACCGAUGUUUGCAGAGUGGACAAGUUAACGUGCCCGUUAUGAAUGUUUGUUUACCCCUGAAGCUGCUAAAGCACUUUUUUUCUGUGUGUGUGUGUAUGUGUGUGUGAGGGAGACUGAUAAGACAUCACACUCUUAUCCUCCAGUACACACACACACACAUGCACACACUUACACACCUUUGUAACCGUUAAAGGUGUGCGUUAUUGCCUUCCAAUCUCUAUUAGCCCCCUAUCUCCAUCCAAAGCCCAGCCUUAGGCCUUCAAACAGGGUCUAACACACACACACACACACACACACACACACACACACACACACACACAAACACUUAUUGCCCACUUCGCCUUCACUUUCAUUUGGUGUCAUAUGUUUAAAGAGCCUGACUUUGUAUAUGUUCUUUUUAUCACCAUUUAUGUUUUACUUCGGCUUGUCUUUUAAAUUGUUUGUUUUUGCUGUGACGUUUUUUUUAACUGUAUUUUUUUGCAUGUUUCCGUCAUUUGUUUUCCCCUUGCUUCCCCUCUCUGAACAAUCGUCCACGCCUCUCAAGCAAUACUGCUGACAGGCACUGGGAGCUAGCUGCUAGAGAGAGAGAGAGAGAGAAAGAGAGAGAACGAUAGAGAGUGAGGAAUGGGAGAGAGAGCAUAAGAGAGAAUGGGAGAGAGAGAGAGGUGGACUGGAGGCUGGUUCUUCGUCUGCUGUUCCUUCAGUAUCGUUAUCGUCCUGUUACAGAAAAAAAAAGAUUAUUUUGAAAAUAAAUAGAAAAAUCAUCUAAGUUUUGUAAAUGAUCCUUCACUGUCGAGUGGAGAAAAAGCUAUCAGAAUAUACUUUGUACACAUGUCUAAUCUUGUAAAAAUGCAAAAAGAAUACAUUUUAGAGAUAAAUCUGAAACCAGAUAUAUUCUGUCACCCUAUACUGUAUGUGUAAGGUUUUUUUUUCUUUUUUUUUUACAGACAGCAACCACGUUUAUCAGUGUUUCUUUUAAAUUGUUUUAGUAACUCAAUAUUUUAUAGUUAAUCAAUAAACAGAUGGAACUGUA
This is a messenger RNA of Centropristis striata (black sea bass), 14063 nucleotides long. RefSeq names its product trinucleotide repeat containing 18 (gene tnrc18). The transcript is spliced from 30 exons. Gene Ontology annotation, molecular function: chromatin binding. The record is from RefSeq and is a predicted model, not a curated record. NCBI's taxonomy places the organism in Eukaryota, Metazoa, Chordata, Actinopteri, Perciformes, Serranidae. Bases 315 to 9611 code for a protein of 3098 amino acids.